Molecule: messenger RNA, 886 nt
Organism: Fukomys damarensis (Damara mole-rat)
Lineage: Eukaryota; Metazoa; Chordata; Mammalia; Rodentia; Bathyergidae
Gene: Gabarap
Product: GABA type A receptor-associated protein
Exons: 4
Coding region: 104-457 (117 amino acids)
Biological process (GO): macroautophagy; cellular response to nitrogen starvation; autophagy of mitochondrion
Cellular component (GO): autophagosome membrane; cytosol; autophagosome
Molecular function (GO): ubiquitin protein ligase binding; GABA receptor binding
Source: RefSeq, a predicted model, not a curated record
CUGAGUCCGCCCGCGCGUUACUGCCAUCGCCGCCGCCCCCUGUCCCGGCCCCCCCUCCCCGGGUUCCCUCAGACUAGCUCGGUCCACCCCGGUUCCCGGGAGGAUGAAGUUCGUGUACAAAGAGGAGCAUCCGUUCGAGAAGCGCCGCUCUGAGGGCGAGAAGAUCCGAAAAAAAUACCCGGACCGGGUUCCGGUAAUAGUAGAAAAGGCUCCCAAAGCUCGGAUAGGGGACCUGGACAAAAAGAAAUACCUGGUGCCUUCUGAUCUCACAGUUGGUCAGUUCUACUUCUUAAUCCGGAAGCGGAUUCAUCUUCGAGCUGAGGACGCCUUGUUUUUCUUUGUCAACAAUGUCAUUCCACCCACCAGUGCCACAAUGGGUCAGCUAUACCAGGAACACCACGAAGAAGACUUCUUUCUAUACAUUGCAUACAGUGACGAAAGUGUCUACGGUCUGUGAGGCUGCUACCCCUGAGGUGGGGGGUUCCAUUCUAUGAAGAGAAAGGUGGCAUCCCUUCCCUGAUCUACAUUUCCUUCAGGCUCAAACACAACCUCCCUUCUUCAGGACCUGCACUUCUUAAAAUAUUAAGGCUUUCUAUCCAGCCCCUCUUAGCAGGAGGGGUAAUAGUGGACAUGGCCUUUUGUACCUCUCCUUCCUCCUUUCUUCCCCUUUCUUUAUCAUCCUUUCCCACUGUACUUUUAGACUUCUUGUCAAUCUCUGUCACACCGAGUGAUUGUUUUGGUUUCGGUUCCCUUUCUAACUCUCCAGGGAGUUCAGAACCCCAACAAUCCCUUUCACAACCUUCUUUUUUUGGGUAAUGGGAGGGAUUGAAAUUGUGGGGGAGGGAGUAGGAGACACAUCAAUAAAGAAGAAACCAAUUGAACUGAA